GGGACGACGCCGGCGAGAAAGUCCAGCUCCUCCUGGACCUAUGCCUUCGAUGUCUGACAAAGAAUCUUUCCAGAUAUGCUGCAGAUAUUAAGUCAUUGCCACCCAACAUAAAGGAUAAAUUGAUUACAUUAAUGAGUAGGCAAGGGCAAAUAACUGAUUCAAACAUCGGUGAGGUAUUGCACUCUGCUGUAGAGUUUCUAGACCUCCGAAACUGUGAUAUUUCAGAUAGUGCAUUAUUGCAGCUUUAUAACUGCAAGCAAUUGAAAAGAAUCGACUUAACUUCUUGGAAAGAAAACAGAUUGGGAAUCACUUCAGAAGGUGUCAUAGCGCUGGCCUUAUCCUGCCCUUACUUGCGUGAAGUGUCUUUUAAAAGGUGCUCCAAUAUAACUGACAGCGGAGUCCUUGCUCUUGCGCUCAACUGCCAGUUCCUACAAAUAGUGGACUUGGGCAGCUGUUCAGGCAUCAUGGAUGCAUCUCUGCAGGCACUAGGAAAAAACUGCAAAUUUCUUCACGGUGUGGACUUUUCAUCUACUCAGGUAACUAUGGUGACAAUUGGCAAAUUGACGUUUGCUUUAUAA
Messenger RNA from Mesitornis unicolor (brown roatelo), 578 nucleotides. Its product is annotated as protein AMN1 homolog. Gene Ontology annotation, cellular component: SCF ubiquitin ligase complex. Gene Ontology annotation, molecular function: protein binding. The record is from RefSeq and is a predicted model, not a curated record. The coding region runs from base 132 to 578 and encodes 148 amino acids. Gene Ontology annotation, biological process: SCF-dependent proteasomal ubiquitin-dependent protein catabolic process. NCBI's taxonomy places the organism in Eukaryota, Metazoa, Chordata, Aves, Mesitornithiformes, Mesitornithidae. The transcript has 4 exons.